Messenger RNA from Belonocnema kinseyi, 1930 nucleotides. RefSeq names its product peroxisomal N(1)-acetyl-spermine/spermidine oxidase-like. The record is from RefSeq and is a predicted model, not a curated record. Gene Ontology annotation, molecular function: polyamine oxidase activity. Bases 161 to 1765 code for a protein of 534 amino acids. NCBI's taxonomy places the organism in Eukaryota, Metazoa, Arthropoda, Insecta, Hymenoptera, Cynipidae. The transcript is spliced from 6 exons.
GCAGCGAUGUUGUUUGUGAAGUUGGAAAUUUUUUUUUAGCAACAUUUUAUGAAAAAGCAUUUGACAUUACAUUGCAUUAUAUACAUGAAAAAUAUCCAAAAGUUUUUAGGCAUUAUUUUCCUGGUAAAUUUUCUGUUUCAAGACACAUAGACCCAAUGAAAUGCUAUUUACGAAGUUUCGAGGUCAUCAGUGGAAGUUUCAACGUUUUCUGAAACGAUUAUUUUCAACGGACAAAGGAGGAGGGGGUAAUGAAGCCCCACCAUGUGGGAAAUCAGCAAGAUUCAAUUCCUGCCAGUUGGAUCCUUGCAUGUUGGAUCCUUGCAAACCAGAGCCGAGGGUUGUCAUCAUUGGUGCAGGGAUGGCUGGCCUAUCAGCAGCGCAUCGACUGACUCAAUGCGGUUUGCAGAAUUUUACCGUUUUAGAAGCUACAGACAGACCAGGAGGUAGAAUCCACUCGUGUUGGUUGGGAGACGUUGUGGCAGAAAUGGGUGCAACCUGGAUAGAAGGAGGAUGUGUAUCAAAUCCAGUAUUUACAUUAGCAUCUCAAGAGGGACUUUUGAAGCCUCCACUUUUUAGACCUGAUGCCAGCCGAGGACUUUUUUGCACCAGUGAUGGCCGGGCAAUUGAUCUUCCAGUUAGCAUCACUGCUUAUCACGCGUUUAAACAAAUAGAGCAACAAGCAGCUAGUCUAUUUGCUCUAGGUUGUGGCAGGACUCACGGCUCCCUAUUAAGUUUCAUGGGAGUUCGAAUUCAACAGGAACUUCACAAUUUUCCUGAAGAGCAACGAUACGACGCAGCUCGUGUGAUGUACGGAUUGACAAACUGUGUCAGAUGUCGAUCAGGAGAUGAUCUAUCUCUAGUUUCAGCUGAUCAGUAUGGCAGUUACAUUGAAAUACCUGGUGGCAAUGUGAGAGUUCCACUUGGAUAUGUAGGAGUUUUAGCACCUUUAAUAAGAGACAUACCUAGUUGUUCUCUUAAAUACUGCAAACCCGUCAGCUGUAUCAGAUGGGGAGCUGUAAGUGACUCUUGUCCCAGAGCAGUUGUCAAAUGUUGUGAUGGUGAAGAGUUUCCAGCUGACUAUGUCAUUAAUACAAUGUCCCUUGGAGUUUUGAAACAUCAGCACGAUAAAUUAUUUUGUCCAGCCCUUCCAGCUGAAAAGGUAGAAGCGAUUUGCAAAUUGGGAUAUGGCUUUGUUAAUAAAAUCUUCCUUGAAUAUGCAAGACCUUUUUGGGUCUGGAAUGAAGGUGGAAUUAGACUCGCAUGGUCUGCUGACGAAUUGGCUGAGAGGAGUGAUUGGGUCAAAGGUAUAUCCAACAUAGAGGAACUCCCAAGUUCUCAGCAUGUCCUCUCAUGUUGGGUUAGUGGUCGAGAAGCAGCAGACAUGGAACUAUGUUCAGACGAAGAAGUUGUCGAUUCUAUCACAAAAGUCCUACGACAAUUUACAGGAGAUCCUACACUCCCUUAUCCAAAAAAUAUUCUUCGAAGCAAAUGGUGCUUGGAUCAGCAUUUUGCUGGGUCUUAUAGCUACAUGGCGAUGGACAGUACAGUAGGACAUCAAUGUGAUCUAGCCAGCCCUUUGCCAGGAAGUUGUGAACCGGUAGCCCCAAUUUUAUUAUUCGCCGGAGAAGCAACGAUUCCAGGACACUAUAGUACAGUCCAUGGUGCAAGAUUAAGUGGAAUACGAGAAGCCGAAAGGAUAAUACAAUUAACAAAACGUUAUGGUGGCCCACCCAAAAAUUCACCUGAUCCCAAAAAAUCGCGCUAAUUUGGACUUUUUCAGUAAAACACAACCGAUUACAAAAAAAGUAGUCAAAUAAGAAACUAGAGAUGAUAAAAUUUUCCUGGAAAUUGUUUCUCUAUUGUUAUUAGCGUUGAAAAUAAUUGUGCAUCUAAAUUUAAACGAAUUUUAUUAAAAUUGGAACAUGUAAAA